AUGGCGUCACCAGAAGCCAUGGCGGCUGCAGAAAUGCAUACUAAGGCUGAGGAUAUGAUGGAAAUCACAGACUCGCGCGACGCGCAGCCAUUGAAGCGCAGGGCGUCGCCCGAACCCCAGUACCACGACGAGAUACCAAAACGAAGCCGAUACGACUCCGAUGAGGAUGAUCGAGACCGCUCAAGACGACGGUCACGGUCACCGUCCUUCCAUAGAGAUCGCUCAGUUGCGGAAGAGACUGUCCCGGAAAGGCGUCCGCCUGUCGCCACGCAAGAGGACAAGAAACGUGGGAAGCGUUUGUUCGGAGGUCUGUUGAACACGCUCAACCAGGGGCCCAGCAGCUCCCAGCAGAAGCGCCGGCAAGAGAUCGAGAAGCGACAGAAGGAGCGCAUGCAGAAGCAGGCCACGGAGGAUGGACAGCGACGGGCCGAGAGGCUUGCGCAGCUAAGGACUGUCCGCAUCAGAGAGCAAAUCGUGCUGGACGAGGAAGUUAUGCGAAACCGACACAUAAAGAAGCUGGCGCUGGCGAGAUUUCUAAUGACCAGAGCCGAGCCCAGGAUUUACUACCUACCUUGGCAAUGCACCGACGAAGAGCAGGACGUCAUAGAUGAACAGAGGGAAAAGGCAAGGGAGCUUGUGCAGCGCGAGGAGAGUGAGUUUGAAAAACGCCGGAAAUGGUAUGUUGAACGACAUGGCGCAGCCGUAAGAUCAAGACCGCCAUCGCCGCCGCGGGAGGAGCCACGGCUACAGACAGUUAGCCCUCCAUCCACCGAUUCGGCCGUCGCCGCAUCUCCAAUGAAGGUGGACGAUGACACGGGCGUUAAAGAGGAGGACACACCGCAUGACGGACACGACUACGCCGGGGACAUUGUGGAACAUGAUGGGGAAGAUAUGGUGAUAUAUUGA
Molecule: messenger RNA, 906 nt
Organism: Akanthomyces muscarius
Lineage: Eukaryota; Fungi; Ascomycota; Sordariomycetes; Hypocreales; Cordycipitaceae
Exons: 4
Coding region: 1-906 (301 amino acids)
Cellular component (GO): catalytic step 2 spliceosome
Source: RefSeq, a predicted model, not a curated record